UCCGGCGUGACAGUAGGCUGAGGGUCCGAAAUGUGACCAAUAAAGAUUAAAGAAGCAUUUAUUUGAAAGAAAGGUGACCGUGGGUAACGGUAUCGUAGCCUUUUUUCCAAUUCAAGAAACCUCUCUUCCAUCUCCGGAGGGCUAGGAGUGUACUCUGGUGAAGAAAAAUGGCGUUCACAGAUCAAAUCACUACCUGAAAUUUACAAUUCCAUCACUUCAGUUCCGGAUUAAUGGCGUUCCGAUUUGGAGUUUGUCCACGCGCCACCGCUAUCUCCAACUUUCCCCAACUCAAUGACAAGAACUUUCUCGUUCUCCCUCUGGAACGAGAGGUUGAGAUUCGGCGGGCGGGAGGCACGAGGAGAUUGAGAAUUAGGGUUUCGGAUGGAGAAGAAUCGUAUCUCGGGAUGUGGAAGAACGCGGUGGAGCGCCAGAGGAAAGCUAUUGAGUUUCGGAAAGUUGUGGAGAAUACUGUGGGAAAUGACGAUCGCAAUGACGGUGAUCGAAGUGAUGAUCAGUUGGAGGAGAAGAGCGGGGAGUUCAGUAAGAUUCUUCAGGUCCCGACGGAGGAAAGGGAUAAGAUUCAGCGGAUGCAGGUCAUACAUCGAGCCACUGCCGCCAUUGCAGCUGCUCGUGCACUUGUUGGUGAGACUAGAAUUGUAGCUGAUUCGAAUACUUCUUUGAAUUUGAAUAGUAGGAAUGACGGUGGACUGCUCGAUCGUGAAGAAGCAUCAUCUGAAUUUCAAAGUGAGAACGCCCUGCUACCCGAGUCUGAAACUUCACCAACCGCGACCCCUGGUCCAGAUUUCUGGUCUUGGACACCCCCUCCAGAUAGUGAUGGGAAUGGUAAUGCUUUCAGCGAGUUGCGACCAAUUGGAAAAUCCCAGGCAUAUCCAAUGUUAUCCAAUUUUGUUAAGGAGAAAGAGCCUCCGGUGGGUUUUCUCUCAAUUCCUUUUCAGAGUGAACUUCCUGAAAGCGUCAAACCUCUUCUACCACCUUUUCAAUCAUUGAUGGACAUUGAAAAGUUAGAAUCAUUGGAAACCAGUACAGAGACACAUUCCUUGGAAGAAGAUGAAAAUGUUGGGAUGGAGUUUUCGGUACUUGCAGCAGAAGCAUCUCAGGCGCUUAGUAGCAUAGAUAAAGAAUCAACAAAAGGAAUAGAUUCAGAUGGGUCACGAUGGUGGAAGGAGAUGGGAGUUGAGAAGAGACCGGAUGGAGUGAUUUGCAAGUGGACACUAACGAGGGGAGUUAGCGCAGACCUCGCCACUGAGUGGCAGAACAAGUAUUGGGAAGCUGCUGAUGAGUUUGGUUAUAAGGAACUUGGUUCAGAGAAAUCUGGCCGCGAUGCCUAUGGAAGUGUUUGGCGUGAAUAUUGGAGAGAAUCUAUGCGGCAGGAGCAAGGCCUUGUUCACCUUGAAAAAACUGCAGACAAAUGGGGGAAAAAUGGAAGUGGCACCGAGUGGCAAGAGAAAUGGUGGGAAUAUUAUAAUACCUCUGGUCAAGUUGAAAAGAAUGCUCAUAAAUGGUGUAAAAUUGACCCGAACACGUAUGUCGAUCCUGGUCAUGCUCAUAUCUGGCAUGAAAGAUGGGGUGAAAAGUAUGAUGGACAAGGUGGCAGCAUCAAGUACACAGAUAAAUGGGCUGAAGGAUGUGAAGGUGAUGGUUGGACGAAGUGGGGCGACAAAUGGGACGAAAACUUCGAUUCAAAUGGUCAUGGCGUCAAACAGGGGGAAACAUGGUGGGAAGGUAAACAUGGAGAACGGUGGAACCGUACGUGGGGCGAGGGCCACAGUGGUUCAGGCUGGGUUCACAAGUAUGGCAAGAGCAGCAGUGGGGAGCAUUGGGACACACAUGUUCAGCAGGAAACCUGGUAUGAGAGAUUCCCACACUUCGGCUUUUAUCACUGCUUCAACAAUUCAGUCCAGCUCCGGGAAGUUCAGAAGCCAUCUGAGACGUCUUUGUAAGUCUUCUUUUCCUACUGCUAAGUGAAUAUAAAAACUUGCAGUAUUAUAGCUCAUUUUGAAGAAAAUUGAAUGCUUUAUCGGAGUGGAUACCGUUUUUCUGGCAUUGUACAUAAAAUAAAAGCUUUUAAGUUCAUAAA
This is a messenger RNA of Cucurbita pepo subsp. pepo (vegetable marrow), 2098 nucleotides long. Its product is annotated as protein LIKE EARLY STARVATION, chloroplastic. Gene Ontology annotation, biological process: starch metabolic process; regulation of starch metabolic process. The record is from RefSeq and is a predicted model, not a curated record. Gene Ontology annotation, cellular component: chloroplast stroma; starch grain. Gene Ontology annotation, molecular function: starch binding. NCBI's taxonomy places the organism in Eukaryota, Viridiplantae, Streptophyta, Magnoliopsida, Cucurbitales, Cucurbitaceae.